CAUAAAUCUCUUUCUUCCAAAGCAAAGCAAAGACUACUCCGGAAAAUUUAACCUACGUUUGUCUCCGAGUAAAAACGCAAUCAUCAUCAUGUCACUGUCUUCAAGAACCGUUGUAGUGGUUUUGUGUUUUCUGUUCGUAAUCGCUCCAUACUUCACUAGAGCAACAACCGAUGGAGUUCGUGCUAGAUGUGACUCUAAACAAUUUAGGAACGACAAACACUUCCGAUCUUGCAUUGACCUUCCGGUGUUAGACUCCUAUCUACACUUCAGUUAUGUUCGAGAAACCGGAGUACUUGAUGUUGCGUAUCGUCACACCAACGUCGAGAGUUCUAGUUGGAUUGCUUGGGGCAUAAACCCGACGAGUAAAGGCAUGUUAGGUGCUCAAACUCUCUUGGCUUACCGUAACUCCACGUCUGGUUUUAUGCGCGCCUAUACUUCCUCAAUUAAGGACUACUCAACUAUGCUUCAAGAAGGACCUCUCAGCUUUCACGUAACACAACUUUCCGCUGAAUUUCUCAAUGGAGAGAUGACUAUAUUCGCCACUAUAGUCUUGCCUUCUAACACAACAGUCGUGAAUCAUUUAUGGCAAGACGGUCCGCUGAAAGAAGGUGAUAGACUUGGGAUGCAUGCUAUGAAUAGAGAUCAUCUCAAAUCCAUGGCUACUUUGGACUUGUUGUCCGGACAAGUCACGACCACUAAAGCAGCUAACGAUAACAUGUUACUAGUCAAAAACAUUCAUGGACUAGUGAACGCUGUGUGUUGGGGGAUUUUCAUGCCCAUUGGUGUCAUGGCUGCAAGGUACAUGAGGACCUACAAAGGACUGGAUCCCACUUGGUUUUACAUACACAUAUUUUUCCAAACCACCGGUUAUUUUGGUGGUUUAUUGGGAGGACUAGGAACUGCAAUCUACAUGGCUAAACACACGGGAAUGAGAUCUACACCGCAUACUGUGAUAGGGAUCUUUUUGUUCGCUCUAGGUUUUCUACAGAUACUUGCCCUUAAAGCAAGACCGGACAAGAACCAUAAGUAUAGAAAAUAUUGGAAUUGGUACCAUCACACAGUGGGAUAUGUAGUGAUUGUAUUAAGCGUCUACAACAUCUACAAAGGCUUAGCCAUCUUGCAACCCGGAAGCUCAUGGAAGAUUGCUUACAGCACCAUCAUUGGUGUCAUCGGAUUGUUUGCGAUCGUGAUGGAGAUCUUACAAUUUAACAAGAGGUGGGGUGGCUUAUGCUGCAAGAAAUCUAAGGACCUGGAAGCUGAUCAGACGGCUUGCAUUGAUGUCUAGUUUCUUGAGAAUGUUUACUUCUGAAUAAAAGUUAUUUUCUUAA
Messenger RNA from Arabidopsis arenosa, 1328 nucleotides. Lineage: Eukaryota; Viridiplantae; Streptophyta; Magnoliopsida; Brassicales; Brassicaceae. The record is from the annotation of a GenBank genome assembly.